This is a messenger RNA of Anopheles marshallii, 660 nucleotides long. RefSeq names its product pupal cuticle protein 27 (gene Cpr97Eb). The coding region runs from base 1 to 660 and encodes 219 amino acids. The transcript is spliced from 3 exons. The record is from RefSeq and is a predicted model, not a curated record. Gene Ontology annotation, molecular function: structural constituent of chitin-based larval cuticle. Lineage: Eukaryota; Metazoa; Arthropoda; Insecta; Diptera; Culicidae. Gene Ontology annotation, cellular component: chitin-based extracellular matrix.
AUGAAGUCUCUGUUACUACUCUCCGCGAUAGUGACGAUUAUUGCGGCCCAGAGAGACUACACCACGCCGGUGCCCAUUCUGAAGCAGAUCAACAGACACAACGAGGAUGGCAGCUACAGCUAUGGUUAUGAGGCGGCGGAUGGUACGUUUAAGAUCGAGACCAAGUACCCGAACGGUGAGGUGCAGGGCAAGUACGGCUACGUGGAUGACGGUGGCAAGCUGCGCGAAAUUGAGUACGGUGCGAGCAAUCGCGGUUUCGAGCCUCAGGGUACGGACAUCAACGUGCCACCGCCAACGUUGAGCAACAGCAACUAUCCGCCGCUUGGUCCGAACGAGGAAGAUGACGGCCAAUACCGGGAGGAUCCGAGCAUCUACUACAAGGACUCGCGUUACAACUCGAAACCGGCGCCGUACAAUCCGCGACCGGCACCGGUAGCGUACAAUCCGGCACCGCAGCAGUACUACCGGAAUACGGCCGCCCCGGAAGCCGCUCCGGCCACCUACCAGCCGCAGCCACAGCACCGGUUCCAGCCCCAGCCACAGCAGCAGUACUAUCAGCCGGCGGCACCAGUGCCGCAGCAGCGUGCCGACUACUGGCACCCGAACGCGAAGGUGGACAUCAACACCGGCUCGUACUCGCUCAGCUACACCGGCAGAUAG